CCCGUGCACGAGCCGUGCGUGCUGUGACGUCACCAGGCUUUAGUGCCACCAGUGUGGAGUUCAGACGGCGGCGCGUCCACGAAAAGGAACACGAUGGCUUCCCGCCGCGGAGGCUCGUCUUCUUUCUGACGUCAAAUUCCUUCAUCGAGACUCAACAACGUCGACUCAGUCUUUGUUACAACUCACCGCGGACACCAACAUGUCGGCCAGGGCCGCGUCCAGGCGCCAGUCAUGCUAUCUAUGCGACCUGCCCCGCAUGCCCUGGGCCAUGAUCUGGGACUUCAGCGAGGCGGUGUGCCGUGGAUGUGUCAACUACGAAGGAGCCGACCGGGUCGAGUUCGUUAUCGAAACUGCCCGCCAGCUCAAGCGAGCCCACGGGCGAGCUUCGCACCCGGGUAAGGCAACGCUCUCCGGGAAGGACCUCCACCACUCAGCCGGGGAGCCCGCCUCCCGCCCGCCGCAGCCCCUGGACCGCUACCCCCUGGCCGACAGGCCGCCCCGUCUGGGCCCGGAGUACCAGGCGGUGCGGUUGGCCAACGGGCUCCCGUUACCGAGCGUCUUCCCCAAACCCGACGAGCCACCGGAGCUGAACCGUCAGAGCCCCAACCCUCGCAGGACGAGCGCCGUGCCGCCCAGUUUGAUACCGCUGGUCAACGUCGGCGUGGUGGCCGUACAGCCGUUGAACGGCCGCGCAGCCCAGAUGACCCAGCCUGCGGUUCUUGUGGACAUGAAAGAGAAAAACAUGGCGGACAAAGAGUGUGCGAGCAAGGGCAAGAGCGUGCGCGAGCUCAUGGCACUGCACUCCCUGGACAGCAGGUUGAAGAAGGAGCACGUGACUAUGCCGAGGAUGAUGGGAUAUGAAGGCCCCGCCUCCUCGUCCAAGACAGACAGGGGGAAGCACCCUCGCAGCAUGAAGAGGAAGGCGUCGCCCGAGCCGGACAGCGAAGGCUCCACCCCCAAGCUGAAUGGUGCAGACGGUCAGCCGUGGCUGCCAUCCGCAUCUGAGGUCGCCAAGAUGCCCCCCGCCGCGCUGCCGGGAUUUUCAUCCGCUCCCCCUUCCGCCGUCUCCCCCCAGUCCCACAGUGCGCCCCCUGAGGCCACCACAGCUCAGAACUCUCACUCCCCGAUGGCCGCACUUAUCCUCGCCGCUGACAACGCGGGCGGUGUAGGCUCACCCAAAGAUGGCUCUCAGGUGCACUCCACAACAGCAGGCGCACGACAGAACAGCAGCAGUCCCUUGUCGCCCUCCUCUGCGUCCCACAGGAGGCCAUCCCAGAGGGACGGUCCCGGGAGCGCUAACUCUGCGGAGCCACACACGGUACCGCCUCAGAGCAACCUGGACUCAUCGGUAGUGGCCGGCGGCGUGCCGCUAUGCUGCACGUUGUGUCAUGAGCGUCUGGAAGACACGCACUUCGUACAGUGCCCGUCGGUGGCGUCGCACAAGUUCUGCUUCCCGUGCUCGUGUGAGAGCAUCAAGCAGCAGGGCGCCAGCGGCGAGGUGUACUGUCCCAGCGGCGAGCGCUGCCCGCUGGUGGGCUCCAACAUACCGUGGGCAUUCAUGCAGGGUGAGAUCGCGACCAUCUUGGCCGGCGACAUCAAGGUCAAGAAGGAACGGAAUGCUUGAAAUGUUCUUUUGGUUACCGUGGCGACCAUGGUAUUUUUGUUUUUCACGACUUUGUUUGUACCAUUUUUUGAAGAAUGUGAGCAAGCACUUGCCAAUAAAAGCAAACUACUCUGUAC
Molecule: messenger RNA, 1740 nt
Organism: Doryrhamphus excisus (bluestripe pipefish)
Lineage: Eukaryota; Metazoa; Chordata; Actinopteri; Syngnathiformes; Syngnathidae
Gene: irf2bp2b
Product: interferon regulatory factor 2 binding protein 2b
Biological process (GO): regulation of transcription by RNA polymerase II
Cellular component (GO): nucleus
Molecular function (GO): transcription corepressor activity
Source: RefSeq, a predicted model, not a curated record